CAACAAGAUUGGCACUUUGGUUCGAUUCAGCCAUGGAUGCCAUCCAUUCCCUUGUCCGCUUGUCAUGAGCUAUGACGAGGGAUCGCCAGUUACGUUUCUGCCCCUCACAGGCUCAUUCAUCCCGUGGCCCCCGGAGACUUCGGCUCGCGGAUGCUGUGCGGUGCUGCGCUUUGUUUUGGCGCCUGUUGGCUUCAACUUACAGCUCACCUGACUAUCGAUAUAUCCCAGACAUGACUACACUACUGCGUCUGGACAUGCAUCGGCAGCAUCCUAAGGUUGUACUGUAGCUACUGUAAGGAGUAAGAGGCACCUUUGUCGUAAAGACGACGUCGAUGGAGAGUCUUCUGCAAUCAAUCAUCAUCUCCCGUUCCCCUCCCUCAGCAACGCCCGCGUGAAACCUUGUGGCAUCAAACUGAGGGGAAGUGCUUGGUCGAUUGGCUAGUUGAGUUGCUGCUAGCUCGCACCUUGAUGCGCCGAGUCAAUCGAGACGCCUUUGGCAUCAGAUGGGUGUCAAUCAAUCAGUCAUGUUUACAGGAAUCCUCUCGUCGAGAUCGGCUUGGGCUAGGGUCUUGGUUAUGCUGCCGCUGAUCGUACCAGCGUCAUGCUGCUGAGACCAGGUUGGGACUGCCGUGAUGGCGCGCGAUACGUCUGACUUCUCACGGGAAGAGAGCGCGUGCCCGGUUCCUUGUGACAUGUCCCUUGUACCUGAAUUCAUGUAAAUGUACCUUGCUCUUUUCGUGACGCUGCCGCAAGGAGACGACUCCCACAUAAAGAGGGCAUCUCUGCAUCUCGGCCACCCCUCCACUCCUGGGGAUCACUUGUCCAUACAACUUCAUCCAGCCUCAGUAUAGAGUGCUAAAUCCUUCUACUCUCUUUGUUCUUUGUAUCUUUUGCUUUUGUUUCUAUAGCUUCACCUUCAUCAUUGUCUUCAUCUUUCUCCUCGUGUCUUACAUGGCCAUCGUCAACAUCCGAUAGUGGGGUCGGCAACAGGCGACAUCAAGUGGAGACGUUUGGAUGGAUCCCGUUAAUCCCUGGCUUUCCCGUCUUUCUCACUCACUCACUCAGUGCCCAGCUGGAGUUUUGGCUAGAGCGUGAAUUAUCAGCUCACUCAAGCGAGCAUGCCACCUUUUUAACGAACUCGACCGCCGAUAGGCGAGAGGCGAGCGCCGAAACGCAGUCCAAGAACGACGACUUGAACAGUAAAACUGGAUGAUUCGCAUGCUACUGAACCGAUUGAUCACGAGAACUUCUUUUCUGACUCACUUUUCUACUUCGCCCAUCGGGAAUCUCUCCUCCCAAACUUGCAGUGAAAGCAAUACGAAGCGAUAAUAAGCUCGAUGCGCAAUGACUUCAUUCCCAGUACCAGAAGAGGCUCCACGUGAUGCGAUCCCAUGAUAAUCCGCCGAAGCUUCAAUUCGCACGCACUCUCGGCACGGUCCAACGAUAGGCAAGAAAUCAAUCAGUGAACCAAGCUCAGAUCAGGUCGACACCGACUUUCUUUCAGCUUCAGCAACGUCAGAUCAUUUUACCCGUAACCCCAGGAAUAGACAUAGUCAGCCGCAUACGCAGCAAGGAAUAACUGCCACGCAAUCCACCAUCCCGUGUAUUUUGCCAGGAUAUAACUUAUGGAUGGAUAAUCGACCUGCCGGGAAUGGUAUGUAUAAGUGUCUGUGGACGCGAAACUGACAAUGCCAUGCCUCUCUCCAUUUAGUUCUCGUCCUGAGGCUCUUCCAUUCGGUUUUUUGUGGCCCGAUUCACAUCAUCCGCCGUCUUUCAGUUAGCAUAGUCCGAUUAAAUAUUAGUCCCUGGCCUCUAUCGCCAUCCCGCCAGACACCGCCUCGAGCGACAGUAACAAGCAUAAUCAUGCGGCCAAGCUAUCCGUGAAGAACCUCGCAAUCGGCAUUCCAACCCGUUCAAGUGAAGACAUAUUCCAUUGCAGCUGAACCGCCAUUCCCGAUCAUUAUGUGACGACUACGUAUCUACAAUGACGCCUGUUCCGUAUACGAAUACAGAGUUGUGGAGGAUGACGGGCGGAGUUGGCUUUAGUGCUACCCUGGAGGAUAAGGGAGGAAUGGUUGGAUAGACUUGCUCGACGAAUCACGAGGACAUGAAAUGGAUUACAAGUUGACCGAAUAUCGAUCCUAUCGCUAUCGCGUUUCUAAGCCACUAAAAGUCACCAAGUUGAGGUUGGUGGGAGGGCAGAAUUCACUCUGAAACCCCUCACUCAAUGAACAUCUUGUUACCACUGUUAUGUAUCUUAUCGGGCAGCAACACCACGAUGCCGUUGACAGUAGAUCUACGUACUACUGCGAAUAUUCCUACCACCAAUUUGAAGGCAUUUCCUCAGAGCCCAACUGAUGAAAACACGAGUUGAAGCAUAUCUUGCCAUAACGCUCAAGAUUCUUCUUCGUCUUCUCAACAGAAACCAUGUUCUUACGGACAGGCCGCAUCUGGUCUGGCCGACUCUCGCCCAACACGCUUCAGAACUCAAUUACGCAAUGAAAGAGAACCCACAAACAACAACACACCGAUAUGCUGAAGGUGACGAGGCCACUAUGAUCGCCAACUCGGAAGUGCAAAGUCGGAAAGAAGGAUCAACAGAAAACCGCAUGAAUCUUUGCCCGUGUCCUCUCAUCUACGGCUUGGGUGCCCAACCAAAUAACGCCAACAACCUCCAAAGCCAUGUUCGUUAUGGUUGGAGUGAAUGUUGAGAAUUCCAUCAAGACAAUCCGAAGACGAUGGACGGAUCUGGCAUUGGCAGGGGCGAGACCAUUUGUCAAUGACACAUCUUCAAAGACAGAAAGAAUAUACGAGAUCCUCUAAGCCUACCAUUACGUGAAUCUCUCAAAGAUCGAAAUGUUGAACCAUCAUUCAAUGCUUAAUUACGGGUAUCAUUUUAUCUAGAAUAAAAGCUCUGUCAUAUACUCGUCCCUUCUGGCCCUCAUAACCUCCACUCUAUGUCAUCUGAGAAUCUUCUCUUACAUGGUUUAUCGGGAAUCCGUUUGCAAUAGCAGCCCCUCCCAGCUGCUUCAGCCACGCUGAGCCAUCUCCUUCCGGCACAGGUCGAUGCGAAAGAUUACACUCGACAAAGAUUGAAUCGUCCAUGUACUGCCAAUCCGACACUUCAAUGGCGCUCUCAGAGAGGGAACCCUGAAAUGGCGAGGAGCUGAGUGCUGCGCAAGUCCACGCCAUCUGUUGUAAGAUUUCUAUCAUGGUGUGGGUCCAUGCCGAUACUGUCAAGCGUAUUGAGCCAUCUUCGACCUCGACGUGCAGCAGGCGUAGUCCAGGACAUAAGAACGGGUUUUCGGUACCAUCCCAAAUCGACAUGCCGGUGAAUGAGUGGCCCUCGCAGCUCGACGCCGAAGCUUCUUUGACGGCGUCUUCGAUACAUCCCAGGAGGAGUUCGCCGCACUUGGGCCACUGCUUCAUUGUAUACUCAGAUAUCGUGGUGUAAACGCAGUCAUUUGCGGUGCCAGUAAUAGCUGGCAAGGAGCCCAUUUUGACGAGUUGAGGAUCUCCGAUGCCUUGAAGGGGUCCAAAGAGUUGACACUCAAAUUUGAACUGGAUGGCGUGGAAUCCAUCGCUAGGGGGUCGAUAAGGGGGUUUCAUGAGGAUGUGCCAGAGAGCUGAUUCCAUGAGAUGCAUUUGCACAUAGUGGGGCGAGAUCAAGACCUCGCGUAUCCUUGAGAUAAGAUGUCUCGCAGACCUUCCUGUCGUGAUAUAGGUAUGGAGAGAAGCAGCAAUUUCAUUCGGUGUGCCCCUGGGUGAACGGGCUGGGUAUUCUCUGUCCCAGUAACUGCAUAAGAGUUGGAGAGCAACUGGCAGUUCAAUGCCCCGUGCUGCCUCGGACCAUGUCGCAGGACGUCGUGAUAUACCGGGACCGAGUUUAUCGAGUAGGCAUCGCGGUGCUUCUGGCCCAUUGAGGAUCAAUAUAAGUUGACAAACAGGUCCAUCGAACAAUUUCUUAAUUUGCUCAGUCGAGUCUGGAUUCGAGUCACAAUAGAAAGCCCAAAGUUCAUCCCAUAACAUCAACGUGAACUCAGACAACAGUCGAUCCAAUAUCCUAUCAAUGUUGACGCGAAACUUUUGCUCAGGGAGAUAAUAAUGGGUGAGGAGUUCGUUGUUCAACCCAUCGGCAAGGGCAGUGGCAAAAGCAGCAACGAGAGCGCCAGCGAUGAGUGGCGGUACCAAGACCUCGGCAUUGCUAGGUGACUGAGCAGUUCUCGGACGUCGGCUUGGCAGCGGUGGCUUUAUGAUGCUCAAAAUAGAAGCAUCGACAAUAAGAUCGUGUUCGUGCGUGGUGGAUAACACGGGGGGAUGUGGUGGGGGCAUUGUCUUGUUGCAGUCAUGUCAAAUGGAAUGGAUGUCAAAGUCAAGAUCAAGGAAGCAUUUUUUAACUCAAAAUUUACGGUUAAACCGCAAGAGUCUCAUGUUGAAGAUUCCAUGGCAGAGGGAGUAAGGUAUUCGUUCUUGGGACAUGGUAGAUAUCUUCUGGGCGGAGCUGAGGCAAGUUUUUGAUGGUCAAGAGCGACGAUGCGUUGCGUGGCAUUGCGUGGCCCCAUGAGUAAUUGGAUUAGUCGGCUCUUACGCCGCCACCCAAAAGACCAAAGCAAAAGAUCUCGAAGAAAGGAGAGACUUGUUUGAAGACGGAGAAUAUUUUUUAAAUUAAUCCGUCGAGUGAUAAUCCUCUUACGAAUAUGAAUCCUCCUUUAAAAUGAUUGACGAAGCUCCUUUUUCUGUUCGUAUUCCGUACAAAGUCUCGUCGCUUGGACUCAAAAUGAACGUCGAGGCCGCGUAAUGGUUCUGUAUGGGGCCAUCAGAUCCCCCUCAUCCCCCUCAAGUGAUGGGCAAUUAAUUUGCACAAAAAUCGCGCUUUUCUUUAUCUCUGAUUGACUUGAAAAGGAGCCGAGUGACGAGGUCCUAGUAAGAAUGAAUGUGGAGGAGGAAGUGGAAGUUGUUCUCUCUGCCUUUUAAACAUUGUCGCUUAAUGUGGCAGUGCAUCAACCUUGCACGUCCACUAUAUUAAAGCCGCCGAUGGGACAUAGCUUAUUCAACGGUUAAUGACAUGAUACUAACACUAUAAUACAAGGAGUGUAGUGAUUUCCCAUUUAUUUUAAGCUUGUACAUAGGCUUAACAAUUACGAUAGACUCAUCUGCCCUUGCUGAGAUACAGUCCACUUUUAUCUUUGCCGAAACCGCCCAUAGUGCCCCUGAAGCAUUUCUUUGUAGGGACAUGCACACACUAUGUUAAUCUAUGCUUCUGUUCAGUUUUUGAAACGUCAGUGUAAUGGGCUUCUGGCCCAAGGUAGUGACUGUCAUGUUUAUUUAAACCUUUUUCUUUAAAUCAUAAUGUUCGUUAAGAUGCGGAUCAAGUGUUCAGAAAGGGUUGUCACACGAUCUAUGAGUGUUAAUUCUGACUCAAACUGCAGGUUCUUCAAAGUUGCUACUUACACUACUCACCAAAGAAUCUCUCAGUUAGGAGUCUCCGAGAGACGCGGUCCGUGGGAAAAGUCUAUAGAGAGUUUAGAGGGUGGCCUGUUCAGUAAACGGGAGAAUUACACAAGGAGCGUCAGAUGACUUGGCUUUGGAAACACCACUUAUACAACAGAAUCAACAAAGCCACUCAACCAUCGAUUGGCUAAAUUUCUAUAGAGUAGAGGGA
Molecule: messenger RNA, 5662 nt
Organism: Fusarium verticillioides 7600
Lineage: Eukaryota; Fungi; Ascomycota; Sordariomycetes; Hypocreales; Nectriaceae
Exons: 2
Coding region: 2358-2711 (117 amino acids)
Source: RefSeq, a predicted model, not a curated record